GGCUUCACUGCAAACCACGGUGAGAAUGUGUUUGUUGUCAUCAUGCCAUCAGAGGAUUUUUUAAGUUUCUGAAGUGAGGAGAAUACAUUCCUGGAAGAGUCACCUAACAGGACCUCAGGUCUGAGGCUAACUAUGGAGGUACUAAAGUUGGCAACUUCAGGAGCAACAUGCCUUAUUUCAAUCAUUUUCCUCCUGCAUGCAGCAGAGUGUGAAGGGGCAGUUGGAAAAGAAAAGAACAGCUCUCCUCUCAGAUUUACACACCAUCUCUAUAAUGCCACCAUCAAGGAGAACUCUGCUCCGCGGAUGUAUGUUGAGACGCCUGUGAAGAUGGGCAUUCAACUGACAGAUUUGCAAUGGGACAUCAAAUUUAACAUCGUUGCAGGUGAUGAUGACAGCUUUUUCCAAGCAGAGGCCUUUUCAGUUGGAGAUUUCUGCUUUCUAAGGAUCAAAACCCGCAGCAGUAACUCAGCCCUCCUCAACAGGGAGGUCAGAGACACUUACACUCUCACUGUGGAGGCAAUAGAAAGCGCUUUUGACUACCAGACAAAGACGAAGGUCUUUGUCCAGGUCCUCGACACCAAUGACUUAAAGCCUCUGUUUUAUCCUGCUUCAUACAACGUUGCCAUCAAGGAAGACACCCCCCUUAGGUCUAGUGUGGUCAGAGUCAGUGCUACAGAUGCAGACGUUGGAAGCAAUGCUGAGUUUUAUUACUCAUUCACCAGCAGAGCUCAUCCUUUUGCUGUCGACCCCUUCACAGGCGUAGUCAGCCUCGUUAAGAAACUCAAUCACACCCGGACGCAAAGAUACGACCUCACUGUUUUAGCGGAAGACAGAAUAAAAAAGAUUUCCGGUGUUCAAAAGUUUGGUAAUGUUGCCCGGGUCACGGUAAGCAUACAAAAGAUGCCCGUAGGGUCGCCUGUUAUCACGUCUCCCCUUAAACCCGUGGUGUCUGCAGAUGGAAAAGUAGAUAUCAGUGCUCAUGUGGAACCAGGAGUUAAGCCUGUUGAAUCCCUUAAUAUUGUUGCAGGGGAUCCCCACAAGUUGUUUGAGAUAAUCCCCAUGGGUGUGCAGGGCACUGACUUCCAAGUGAUCUCCACAAAGAGGAUUAUGUGGUCUCAAACUCCUUUUGGGCUGAAUCUGUCCCUUCAAGCUAAAGAUAGGAGCUUCCCAAGUUUACUCUCUCCUAUUACUCAAAUACACAUUCCAGCAAAUCAUUAUAGCCCUUUGGCGUUUUUGGAGGACACCUACAUAGUCACCCUGAGUGAGUUUUCACCCCCCAAAACUCAUGUAGUUAAAGUAUCUGUCACCCCAGUUAAUUAUAAUGUUACUUUUAGCAUAAAAAAUAACCCUGACAGUUCAGGUUUUAAGAUAAAUCCAAAAACUGGGAUCAUAAUAACAGUAGAGAAAUUUGACUAUGAGAGGAAAAAUCGAUUUGAAUUUGAUGUUGUAGCCAAUCACGGUGAAGCUGAGACACAUAUUGUGGUUGAGAUCACAGAUGAAAAUGACAACAGUCCACAGUUCACACGGACGUCCUAUCAGGCCACACUGGAUGAAAACACGCCCGUUGGAAGCAGCAUUCUGAAAGUUGUUGCUUCAGACAAAGACAAAGGCAAAAACGGCUUUGUGACCUAUGCAAUCGCAAAAUCAGGCCCUAUACCUUUCAUAAUAGAUCCGUUCACAGGGGUCAUCUCGACAUCGGAACAUCUGGACUAUGAGCUGAUGAAGAGGCGGUACCACCUCAGAGUUUGGGCCUCAGACAGCGGCAGCCCCUUCAGUCAGGUCAGUGAAUGCCCUGUGACGAUAACCCUGAACAACAUCAACGAUAACGUCCCUCUGUUUGAGAGGGUGGGCUGCAACAUCACUGUACCACCUGAUUUGCCAGUGGGACACACAAUUGUUGAACUAUCAGCCAUAGAUUUAGAUGAACUACAGCAACUGCAGUAUGUCAUAGAGUCUGGGAAUGAGCUCCGAGUCUUUGGCAUUGACUCUGUUUCUGGAGCCAUCACCCUUAAACAAACUAUUCCCCCACAUGAGGGUUCAUUCACUUUGAGAGUUGUAGCCACGGAUGGCAAGCAUCACUCCGAGCCUUCAGUUGUCCGGGUAACUGUCACCAACAAAGGUGACGAUGCAACGCUACGCUGCCUGGAAACGGGCAUUUUUAAACAGCUGACUGAUAAACUGAUAGAGUUAAUUAGGCCAGCCUUAAUCAAUCAAGAGGAAGAGUUAUUCUCAGAUAUCCACAUCACCAACCGUCAUUCUCCUAAGUUUGUCACAGGCAUUCCUAGUUCGAUUGACGUUGCUGAGAAUCAUCCUUUAAAUUCCACCAUUAUUCAGUUUAAGGCAAAGGACAGUGACUCUGGGUUUAAUGGUAAGCUGGUGUACGCCAUUUCAAGUGGGAAUGAAGAUGGCUGUUUUUCCAUUGACACUUUCUCUGGGGACCUUCGGUUAGUUUGCCCUCUGGAUGCAGAAAGCAAGGAGUUUUACAUCCUGAAUAUCACAGUUUAUGACCUGGGAACACCACAAACAUCUGCGUGGAAAUUUAUAGCUGUCAAUGUCCUGGACGUUAAUGACAACCCUCCGCUUUUUGAUCAGCCCAGAUGUGUGAUUCAUGUCCCUGAAAAUGCCGAGGUAGACUCUGUUAUUUUUACGGCUCAAGCUGUAGACGUGGACGCAGAUAGCAGCAGUAAAGUCCAGUACUCCCUCCUGAAGUCCACUGACUUGUUCCGAGUUGAUGAGAUGACUGGAGAUGUGAUUGUGACAGGCUCACUGGAUCGAGAAAGUUCGCCCAGGCAUGAUCUCUGGAUUGAAGCAAGAGACCAAGCCAGACUCAGCCCUCAGUUAUUCUCCUCCUUAAACUUGGUGGUGAUUCUGCAGGACAUAAAUGAUAAUCCUCCUAAAUUUGUACCCAAAGUGUACCACAUAAAAGUUGCAGAAGAUGUUCCUGUGGGGAUUCUGCUUGUCUGGGUGGAGAGCAUGGAUUUAGACCUGGGCAGUGGAGGCCUUGUCACAUACAACCUUAAGAACACAGAGGGCGGGAUCUUUCAUCUCGACUCCUCCACAGGAGCUUUGACCCUCGAGAGAGAGCUGGACUUUGAGAGGCGGCCAUCUUACAACCUCACAGUCCGAGCUGUGGAUCAUGGCCUCCCUCGCUCCCUGUCAUCCUCCUGCUUUGUGGAGAUCGAAGUUCUGGAUGUCAACGAGAACCUCCACAGGCCAGUGUUUUCUGAGUUUGUGUAUAAAGCCGUAGUGAUGGAAGAUGCAGCGGUGGGGACAUCUGUGGUCACACUCGCCGCUUCAGACAAGGAUGUCGGCAGGGAUGGAGUCGUCAGGUACCACAUCCAUGAUGGAUCUGGUCUUGGAGUGUUCUCCAUUGACGAGGAAACAGGUGUGAUACGUACAACGGAGAAUCUGGACCGUGAGAUGGUGCCGCACUACUGGCUCUCUGUGUACGUCACCGAUCUGGGGACGGAGCCCCUGAUCUCCUGGACCCAUGUGUUCAUGGAGGUCCUGGAUGUCAAUGAUAAUGCCCCAGAACUUUCCCAGCCAGUGUAUUUCGCAUCUGUCCUGGAGAACGUGGAUAAAGUGAACUCUGUCAUCCAGGUGUCUGCGACAGAUAUGGACAUGUCCUCUGAGGGGAAGCUAUCUUUCCAGAUGAUGGAAUCGUAUCGAACGCUCUUCGAUGUAGAUCCCAAGACAGGUGUUAUCAGCAUUCUCUCAGCUUUGGAUCGUGAGGAUAAACCCGAGCACAGCAUCGAGGUAAUCGUGUCAGAUAACGGAUCUCCAUCUUUGCAAUCCACCGCCACCGUUGUGAUCCAAGUUAUGGACGCUAACGACAACCGACCCAAGUUCACGGACAAACUCUUCCACGUCAAGCUGCUGGAACAGCGACUCCAUGCUGGUAAACAGGAAGUCUGCAGGAUGGUCGCUUGUGAUGAUGAUGAGGGCCCGAAUGCUGUUGUGACGUACAAGCUCCAGGACAACAGUGACGAGCGGUUUCAGAUCGACGCCAUGACGGGUGUGGUGACAUCCCACGGUGAUUUCUGGCCCGGCAACUACACUAUUCUAACGAUCAAAGCCACAGACCAGGGCAGCCCGUCACGCUCGUCCACGGCUCGGCUCGACAUCGAGUGGGUCCGCCACCCGCCGCCCUCCACCGAACCAAUCACAUUUGAGGAGCCUCAUUUUACCUUUGCGGUCAUGGAAACAGAGCCUGUCACUCACAUGGUGGGCAUCAUCAUGACGGAGACGCAUCGACCGCUGCUGUGGUUUGAUCUCGUAGCUGGUGAUGAAGACAAAGACUUUGACAUCCAGAAGAACUCAGGAACCAUCUCAAUCGCCCGUCGCCUCGAUGCAGCUCGAUGUUCAAACUACAACCUGACGGUGCGGGUGACCGACAGCCACCAGAGCGCCACCACACAGGCCUACAUCCGUGUGCUGGACAUGAAUGAGCAUCGCCCUGUCUUCUUGAAGCCACUUUAUGAGGUGAGGGUUCCCGAGGAUACCUCCCUGUGGAAAGACAUCCUGCAGAUCAGUGCUCAGGAUACAGACACCAACAGCAAACUGGUGUUCUCCAUCCACAGCAGCCUUCACCCGGACAGCACCAAGUUCUUCCACCUGGACCCAAAGAGUGGAGUUCUGGUCCUGACGGAGGAGUUAGACUACGAGAAGAUCUCUGUUCAUACGCUUAUUAUCAUGGUGCGUGACCAGGAGAUACCAGUUAAGAAGAACUUUGCAAAGGUGGUGAUUUACGUGGAGGACUGUAAUGACCACUCGCCAGCUUUCUUCAGGCCCCGUUACGAGGCCAGCAUAUCUAACCUGGCCCCCACGGGCUCAGAGGUCGUCCGAGUUAAGGCCCUGGACAAGGACAUGGGGAGCAAUGCAGACAUCAGCUACUCGCUGCACUCUGGUAAUAUUGACAACGUCUUCUCUAUAGAUCCAGAGCUGGGCUCCAUCACUGUUUCCAAACCACUGGACCUUCAGCCUCAGGACCGGUUCCACCUCACAGUGAAGGCCACUGAUCAGGGCUUCCCUCAACGCUCCGACCUCAGUUCCGUCCACGUCAUUAUCCGCAUCUCCGACCGAACCCCACCCACCUUCCCCUCAGAUGAAUAUUUAACAGAGAUCAGUGAAUUAAGUGCUCCUGGAACACCAGUGGUCACAGUCUCAGCAGCCAGCCCAGCUGCAGUGUAUUAUGGGAUAGAAAGUGGAAACAUAAAUGGGACAUUUUACAUCAACCCUUACACUGGGUUGAUUUCUACCCAAAGGCUGCUUGAUUUUGAGAAGUGUGAGUCCUACAAGCUGAAAGUUACAGCCUCCACCACAGCAGGAGCCUCGUCUAAGACGUUCAUCCAUAUCUAUGUAAUGGACGAGAAUGAUAAUCCUCCUAUUUUUCAGCGGAGGGAGUACCAAGGACAAAUCAGUGAGUCAGCUCAUAUUAACAGCAUGGUAAUGGGAGAGAGAAACACCCCUCUGGUCAUUCAGGCCUCAGAUGCAGAUCGAGAUUCAAACUCUCUGUUGGUGUAUUACAUCCUUGAGCCAGAAGCUCUGAAAGUCUUCAAGAUAGAUUCAAGUAUGGGCACUAUCUCUUUAAUCUCACCAGUUGACUAUGAAGCCAAAGCUGAGUAUAACCUCACAGUGCAGGUGAAGGACUCUGGGGAGCCAUCGCUUUACGCAGCAGAGCCUGCCAAGGUCACCGUUCGUGUCCUGGACCUGAAUGACUGCGCGCCACAAUUCACCACACCAGUGUACGAGCCAUCCAUCAUCUUUCCAGCUGUCAGAGACACAGAGGUUGUCCGUGUCACGGCCCAUGACGCCGACUCGGCAGUCUCAUACAGCAUCACUCAGGGAAAUCUUCACAAUGCCUUUUCAAUUCACCCCAGUACCGGAGUCAUCACCGUGAACAAUGUGUCUGACUUCAGGUCUUUUUACCAGCUGGUCAUCAGAGCCUCCGACGGCCUUUUUAAAGACUCAGCUACUGUCAAUAUAAAUGUAACAAACCUAACAGUGAGCGAUCUUGGAUUUGAGCAGACAGUGUACUCUGCAAGCAUUGCAGAAAACUUAAAGACCGUUAAAACUUUGGCAGCACUGAAAGUCUCAGGAUGCUAUUUGAAUGAACCUCUUUGGUUUUCAGUCAUGAAUCCGAUGGGGAGGUUUGCGAUUUCUGAGACGUCAGGUGUGCUUGAAUCUACAGGUAUCCCUUUUGACCGAGAAGAGCAAGAUAUUUAUGAAGUAGUGGUAAAAGUACAAGACACAAGAUCACCACCAAGAACGGCCACGAUUCAGGUCAAGGUCUUUGUAGAUGAUGUUAAUGACAACUCUCCACAGUUUCUAAACCUGCCUUUUUCAAUGAUGAUUUCUGAAGACUCAGAACCAGGAGAUGUUUUGUAUCAAGCCACAGCCAUAGACAGGGAUCUGGGAGAAAAUGCAUCCAUCAUGUACUCUCUGGAAGAGGACUUUGACCUCUUUAGGAUAGACCCUGACGUAGGUGAUGUAUCCCUUCAAAGACCACUUGAUUUUGAGGCUCUAAAUAAAUAUGUAUUGACAGUCUUGGCAACAGAUGAAGGAGAGCCCAGUUACAGCACCUCGGCUCAGCUCAGUAUUCAAGUGAGGAAUCGAACCAAUCCAGUUUUCCAGACUCUUCUUUAUCCCCUGAAAGUUACUGAAAAUGUUCCCCCGUUCACCACCAUCCUUCAUGUGCAGGCCAGGAACCCAGAAGGUUAUCGGCUCAUCUACAACCUCCAGGAGGAAAACUCCUCAAAACAUUUUCACAUUGAUUUUAAGACCGGUGUGUUGACGGUCACCAACCCCCUUGACUACGAAAGCCAAACCAUGCAUGUCUUGACAGUCCGAGCCACCGACUCUGUGACUGGAGCUUUUUCGGAGGCCUCAAUUGAAAUAGAAGUGGAGGAUUUCAAUGAUAACGCACCGGUUUUCUCCCAGCCAUCGUAUAGUGUGAAUAUUGCUGAAGGGCUUCCAGUCAACACCUCUGUGUUGCAACUCACUGCCACUGACAAAGACUCUGGUAGAAAUAAAGAUUUGACCUUUCAGAUAGUUAAAACGGAGGGAAACGAAGCUGAUUUCUUUGAGAUAAACCCUGAAAGUGGGUUGAUUGUCACAAAACAGGUUCUAGAUCAUGAAAACACAACACACUUUAAUUUAAAAGUCAAAGCCAUCGACAACGGCACUCCUGCUUUCAGCAGUGAGGUCCUUGUUUUUAUAAAUGUUACCGAUGUCAAUGAUAAUCCUCCAGACUUUGUAAACUCUCAGUAUGAAGCUACACUAGAUGAAAUGGCAAAAUGUGGUCACAUAGUCAUCAAAAUCCAAGCCUUAGACCCCGACUCUGAUGACCUGAAUAACCUCAAGUACAAAAUCAUCUCAGGCAAUGAAGACCGAUACUUCAACAUCAACGAAUCCUCAGGAAUCAUCUCCUUUUCUAAUGUCUGCAAGAGGAAUUUGGAUCCUUUCUACAAUCUGACUGUAGCUGUGUCUGACGGAGUGUUUCAGAAAACAGCACCAGUCAACAUCGACAUGAUAAACACCAACAGGCACAGUCCGUUCUUCAAACAGAGUCUCUAUGAAGCUGAGCUGGCUGAAAAUGCAGAGGCAGGAACUCGUGUGAUCAGACUGGCAGCCGUUGACCCUGAUGACGGGCCGUAUGGCAGUGUGGACUACACCAUCAUCAACACAUUCGCCGAUGAGAAAUUCGCCAUUCACAAAGACGGGCAGAUUGUCACGACUCAGUCACUGGACAGAGAAAACCCCACGCAGAGAGUCAUAGCGAUCAAAGUGAUGGCUAAAGACGGUGGAGGAAAAGUGGCUUUCUGCACUGUGAAAAUUAUCCUCACGGACGAGAACGAUAACGUGCCUCAGUUUCAAGCUUCUGAGUAUCAAGUUUCCAUUCAGUCAACUGUAAACAAAGGUUCCCCUGUCAUUCAGAUCAUAGCUUAUGAUGCUGACGACGGCAAAAACGCAGAUGUCACCUACACUGUAGAUGAAGUAGAGGAGGUUGUGGAAGACAUCAUCGAGAUCAACCCUUUCACUGGAGUCGUCAGUGUCAAGGAGAGCCUUGUUGGCAUGGAGAACAGGAUAUUCAAUUUCAAAGUCAAAGCCCGUGAUGGUACUAUCCCCUUUUAUAACUCCACAGUUCCCGUUCAGGUGAAAGUGAUUCCUCCUGAGGUCCCCCUUCCCAAGUUCUCAGAGCCCCUCUACUCCUUCUCAGCUGCAGAAGACUUUCCUAUCGGGACGGAGAUCGGCUCUGUGAGGGCUGACUCCGACAUGCCGCUCAUUUACAGUCUGGUUAACGGAAACACAGUUGAAAGCAACAAAGACAAAGUGUUCAGCUUGGACAAAGAGAGUGGGACAUUGGUGCUGCAGAAGACCAUUGACCAUGAAAAGACUAAGUGGUACCAGAUAGAUGUCAUCGCUCAGGGGAACCAUAAUGGAACGGAUGUGGCAUCUCUGGUUUCUGUGAGCAUCCAGGUCCAGGAUGUAAAUGACAACCAGCCGGUUUUCGAUGCAAGCCCAUACAGAGCUUUUCUAGCAGAAAACAUGCCUGCUGGAACCACAGUUAUUCAGGUGACCGCCAACGACCCAGACACAGACACCAGCGGUCAGGUGACCUACAGCUUGGAAUCUCUGCCUGACGACACCCUGCAGGACAUCACCGAUGUGUUUGCCAUCGACGAGGAGAGUGGCUGGAUCACCACUCUGCGGGAGACGGACUGCGAGGCCACCAGAAUCUACAGGUUCAACGUGGUUGCCACCGACCACGGCGGUGAUGUCAAGCUGUCCUCCAGCGUCCUGGUGGAGGUGAUGGUGACAGAUGAGAAUGACAACGCGCCGAAGUUCACAGAAGACACGUACCGCGGCUCAGUGGUGGAGAACAUCACCCCCUUUGAACCUAUUGUUUCCAUGACGACCACAGAUGCUGAUGUGUCUCUGGAGAGCCGCCUUGUGACGUGUUACAUCACAGACGGGGACCCACUAGGCCAGUUUGCCAUAAUCCAGGAGGACGAGGGUCAGUGGGGUCUGAUUGUGAAGGAGAGUCUGGACCGAGAGACCAAAGACAGAUACACACUGAAGGUGACGGCCACUGACGGGAAGUUUGAGGCCCUGAUUACCGUUGAUGUUCAUGUGUUGGACAUCAAUGACAACAGUCCAGUGUGUGAACAGCUACUCUACAGAGAGGUGUUAAUGGAGAACUUGCCCCACGGCACGUUUGUGCUCAAGGUUUUAGCUUCAGAUCCCGAUGUGGGAGCGAACGGCGAGAUCUCGUACACCCUGCACGGUCCAGACGCCAACAAGUUCCACCUGGAGCACAGGACGGGUCAGCUUUUCACUCUGGCCGAGCUGGACCGUGAGAAGGACACGGAGUUCACCUUGACGGCAAAAGCGACGGACGGCGGGGGUCGAUCCUGUCAGGCCGACAUCCUGCUGAUGAUCCAGGACAUGAACGACAACCCGCCCCACUUUUCCUCAAGCCACUACGAGGUCACCGUGUUUGACAACACAACGGUCCGCACGCCAAUCGCUGUCAUAUAUGCCAAAGACCCGGACACAGGCAUAAACUCGGAGGUGAAGUACUCCAUCCUGGCAGGCGAUGACGGUUACUUCUCUCUGGAUGAGUUUUCUGGGGUUUUGCGCCUGGAGCGACCUUUGACCUCCGACACUCCACCCGCCUUCGAGCUGAAGGUGAAGGCCACCGACCGCGGACUGCCUCGUCACCUCUACUCAGUUGCCACGGUGACUGUAGAUGUGGUUUCCCUGGACGACUACCAGCCCGUCUUCCUGAGCUCAGAGUACACCGCCCAGCUCCCAGAAUCCUUAGAGGUCGGGUCAGAGGUGCUGAGUGUCUCCGCGCUCACCAGAGAUGGAGGCGGCCCCGAUCCCAUCGAGUAUCGUAUCAUCGCAGGAAACAAGGACAGACGUUUCCUACUGAACUCACAAACAGGUCUUCUGACCCUUAUGGCCCCACUGGAUUUUGAAGUUUCUCGGGAGUAUUACCUGUCUGUGGAGGGAAGCCGAGGCAAGUCAUCCCUCACCGACAUCACCACGGUGAUCAUCAACGUGACAGACGUGAAUGACAACCCGCCGGUGUUUGGACAGGGCGACUACAGUGCAGAGAUAUCAGAGGAUCUGACGCCCGGAAGCCUGGUGAUGAAGGUAACAGCCACUGAUCAGGAUGGUCCCAUCAAUAAUCUGCUGCGUUACUCCAUCGUGAGCGGAGAUCUACAGCAGCAGUUCUCUAUUCACCCUCGCAGCGGUGAAAUUACUGUUCGUACGGCGCUGGACAGAGAAGAGAUCCCUCAUUACUCUCUGACGGUGCAGGCAGCUGAUGAAGGCAACCCUCCUCUGUCGUCAGCAGUCCUCAUCACCAUCACUGUCACUGAUGUCAAUGACAACCCCCCCAUCUUCUCUCAGGUUAACCACAGGCUGCUGCUGCAGGAGGGCGAGUCAAUCGGCAGCACCAUCCUCCAGCUGGUGGUCACCGACAAAGACACACCUAAAAAUGGCCCGCCUUUCUCUUUCCACAUCGUCAGCGGCAACGAGGACCGUCGUUUCCAUAUUGACCAAGGUGGUCUGCUGUCGCUCUCUGCCCCUCUCAGGAAGAAGAUCAAACCCCACCAUCAGCUCAAGAUACAGGUGACAGAUAGCGGCUACCCUCCCCUGUCUUCCAUCUGUGUAAUCAACAUCAAUGUCACAGAGCAGAGCAAGUAUCCUCCCACUGUCGUGCCCCUGGAGGUCUUCAUAACAACCUCUGGAGGACUGUUUGCAAAUCGGGUCAUUGGCAGGCUCCACGCAUCAGACCAGGACCUGCAGGACGUCCUGUCCUACAAGCUGGUGUCAGAAAACCCAGACGGGAAAAGGUUCUCUAUUGACCUGGCUGACGGUAAAAUCUGGGCUGAAGAAAACCUGGAAGAGGGCUCAUAUGCCCUAAACGUCAGUGUGAGCGAUGGGAAGUUCAGCGUCUGGACAGGCGUAAAAAUUCAUGUGUGGCCAGCCAAUCAGAGAGUGCUGGAUUCCGGCCUGACGCUGCAGAUGGCCGGGAUGUCACCAGAGGAGUUCUUGGGGGAUCACUGGAGAGGCCUUCAGCGCAAUCUAGGUGAACUCUUAAGUCUACCCAGACAAGAGCUUCAUCUGGCCAGCCUGCAGCAGCUGCCCAGCACCCUGGUUCUGGAGGUCCUGCUGAUCUGGAGGACUCAGGAUGGACUUAUCCGCUCCUUACCAACCAACAGACUCGCAGGGAUUAUAUCGGAGAUCGAGGAAUCUUUGGGCCUCAGUAUUCUCAGGAUGAGCCACAACGGGUGUUUGGGUUCCGGCUGUCCACCACGAGGCUGCAGGAACGCUGUGCUGCUGUCAGGAGAGAGACUGAACCAUUUCACUACCGCCAGAGCUGGUUACAUCACCCCACAGCACACCUGGGAGAGUGUGUGCCCCUGUAACAAGUCUGCUCUGAGGUUUGACAGCAAGUCCUACCUUAAAUAUCUUCAUGGGAUGGAUGAGGACAACCAGGAUUUCAGACUCUCACUGAGGUUCAAGACUUUCCAGGAGCAAGGCCUCAUCAUGUCCACAAACAGCACCAACAACUGGGGAGCUUUACAGGUGACCAACGGAGAGCUGCAGUUCAGAUACAGAUGUGGAAACGCCCCCCCGGGCACACUGCUGAUUAGAUCUGAUCCAGUAUCUGACGGUCAGUGGCACAAUGUGCUGCUGGAGGUGAACUACACCUCCAUGAGACUGAGCCUAGACCAGCAGCAUCCAGCUUCCAUGAUCCUGACUGAACCGUGCCGGUUGAUGCAUUCCCAUGGUGCUUUGCUAUUCGCUUCUCUCUCUCGGGACUCCACCCAAGACGUCAGCCAUCACCCACGUAGUUUCAUUGGCUGCCUAGAAGGCUUGAAGCUAAAUGGGGAGCCAAUCGUAGCGGGAGACACGGCAGAGUGGACAGGGUCAGGGAGCAGGAGGGUGUUCGGGGUGUAUCAGUGCUGCAGUGGGGAUGGAGCUUGUGACAACAACCCCUGCCAGAAUGGAGGAGUCUGCAAAGAGGACGCUGUUAGGGAGCCGCACUGCACGUGUGCAGGACUCUUCCACGGCGCCCGAUGCGAGCUAGUCGACAACCCGUGCGCCUCCCAGCCAUGUGCCCACGGCAGGGUGUGUAUACCGAAGACUCAAGGUUACAUGUGCAACUGCUCACUGGACAACAUUGAAGCACGAUGCCACAAUGAGAUUGAAGUCUGCGAGCCCAAUCCGUGUCCUGUAGGGUUUGACUGUAAAGUUACAGAUGGCUCCAUCCACUGUGAUCCGCUGCCUCAGGUAUCUUCAUCAGUUCAUUAUUUGGAAAUCAUGGAGAUCUGUGCCAGCGUGCUUGGAUUACUCUUCUUGGUCGGCAUCUUCGUUUGCAUCAGGAAACGAUAUGUUCAUCAGAAGAAGAAAAAGCCUGUCUGUGUCCAGGAUUCAAAUGGCUAUUUCCAACACAGUCUGGCCAAGACCCUCAAAGCGGGCCCUCAAGAAGUCACCCCCAUGGAGAUGAGCUCACUGGUCAGCCCCACCAAUAACCUGGACCACGUACCAUUCAGGUCUCCAAGGUCUCAGAGCCAAAUUGGUUCAUUGGGAGGCAGAUCUCCAAAGACGCAGGGGCCAGUUGUGUGCAGUGUAGCACCGAAUCUUCCAGCCAGACCACCAUCAAGCUCCGAUAAUGACUCCAUCAGAAAGAGCCACUGGGACAUGGACUACGAAGUCUACCCGGCUGACCCCGACUACUAUGGCCGCCCGACAGUCCAGGAGUUCCCCCAGUUUGACAUUGUAGAGGACACCUACUCCACCUCUACUAUAGACUCUCGCAGGAACUCUCGGUUUGGAGGCUUCCCGUUCCCGCUGGAUCGAUGUGAUCGGCGCGCACCCCUGCCACCAUGCUACAGCAACCAGAACCUGGAUGACUUUUUAGGUCCUGACGGGCUUCCUCUUCCUAGCUCUCAGUGCCCUAAUGAAUAUACUGCCAUCAGCUACUACCCCACGCAGCACACCCGCAGCCUGGACAACGUGUCAGGAGGCUAUAAAAGACUCAGCAUGCGACUGAGCGUGGCUAUGCCAUCAUAUGCAGAGCAGGUGAACCCAGCACCAGCACCAAAGCCUGCACAGCCUCAUAGACGACCUGUAGGGCAGAAUCCACGUUGCUACGAUGGGUCGAGCAUGGUGGAGAGUGAUUACGGGAGCUGCGAGGAGGUCAUGUUUUAGGAUUAAAUCUACCACGAUUUAAGGCAGCUUUGUGUACAAACACUCCUAAAACAGAUCUCUACUGCAACCGAGCAUCUGCUCAGGAGGCUCCCAGUGUGAGAUGUAAUCUUUUUUUUUUCCUCCCCUCUAGAAAUGAAAGCGCCGUGGCAAACAACAGUUCAGAUAUCUUUGAUUUUGUUUGAUUUUUUUAAAGUAAUGUUGUCUUACUGUGCCAGACUAAACAGAGGUUACCUCUGCAGAAAAAGUUCAGCAGAAGUUCAUCGUUUUUUUUAGGGACACUGCUGGGAGCACUUGCAUACUUAAUAAGGUUGUGAAAUCUUGAACAGUAUUACAGCCUUGACUGUGCACUGUUUCAAAAUCCAAAUGAGACUAAAUGAGACUUUUUAAAGCUCAAGGAUGGAAGAAUCUGCCUCGCAGAAGAGGAAACAUCAUUCAAAACAUGUUAAAAAUCAAUGUGCAGCACACUUUCUCUGUCAUUUCACCACAUAAGUCUGAUGAGGCAACUGCUCUGUAAUGCACUGAACAAAAAGUAAAUCACCAAGGACAUAUUUCAUCUCUGUUCCCACUUGCGAAAUGUCUUACAAACUCACUGCAAGAGUGGCAACAGAACCCAGGUUUGAAAGAAAAGUUAAAAAACAUUCAAACAAUACAAACAUUUCAUGUAGUAUAAACAUUUCAGCUCUGCUGUUACUAAUGUAUAUUGAUGCCUGUCACAAUGAAGAGGGCUGGAUCCUCAUUUAAAAAAAAGACGUAGUGAUUAGGUGAUGUUAUUUGUGAAGUGGAUGUAUUUUUAACUAAGUGUUCUACAAUUGUCAAUACAGUAAAGUUCAGCAGAUAUUGAGUCUAUGAGCGCCUCCUGGAUUUUAAUGAGUGUGGAAUAGUUUACAGAUUUAGCUUCGGCGGGAUGUUAGUGUUUGUGAUCAACCUCUGCUCUGCAGUGUUCCUGCCCUUGAUGUUUGAGGAAACACUGAAUGUAGAAGCAGUAAAUAGUCUAUGCAGCCAUUUUAAAUGGUGUAAAUAUACAAGCCUCACAUAAAAGAAAUGCUUGUUUAAGUCAAAAGAUAGUUAUGCUGUGUACAGCACAUUGGAAAGUGAAUGUGUAGAGUCCACGUUUAGCCUAAACAGCAAUAUUUCACAUCAGCUGUCUCACUUAUUGAAACUAAAAUAUUAAACAUCUCUUCUGCUAAGAAUCAAGCUUGCAGUUAUAUUUGGACUGUUGCUGUAAAAAUUUAUUUUCUUCCCGGAAUUAAUUUUAAUGUAAGAUACAAAAAACUAACACACUGAAAAGUCUAAGUGUCCAGUAUUUCUGCUUAUUAAAAUUUUAAGCAAACAUUGAGAGUCACUACAUCAAAGCCACAACUAUGGUUGGUUUAAUAAUCAUAAACAAAUUAUAAAUAACACUUAAAAAUGUCAUGUUAAAAAAAAUAAUUUAUUAAAUUAACCAGAAACACAGGUAGAUUAGAUUUAGUACAGAAAACAACCACAAGUAGUUUUUGCAAGUUUUACAGAGGCCCUAUUGGUUUCAUUGGAGUUGUUGGACACUUUAAUUACACUGUCUCACUGGUCAGGUUUGAUUCAUAUUUGCAGACGUUAAUACAAAAAGGUGGAGGAAACGGCUGCAAAUAUACAUAUAUGCUUGCUUUUCUUUUUUUCCUGUUUUAAAUGUGCAUCAAUUGGUGCUAAAAGAAAUAUAAAUCACUUAAAAACAUCUGUCUUUCUGGAUAUGGUGUAAUUUUUGUGAUAUUCCAACAGAUUAAAAAAAGUAAGAAGCUUCCAUCAUUAUACUCUUGAAGGUGCCCACUACAAUAGUUUAAUUUCCUCCCUCUGAAAAUAUAUUUAUGACAACUACUUGCAUCAUAGCCCAUACUUGGUACCACUAGUUGUUCAGUUUCUAUUGGCCACUUUAAAACAAAUGAACAUUUUUUUGUUCUUUAAAAAAAAAAAAAAACAC
Melanotaenia boesemani (Boeseman's rainbowfish) is the source of this 15181-nucleotide messenger RNA. RefSeq names its product FAT atypical cadherin 2 (gene fat2). Lineage: Eukaryota; Metazoa; Chordata; Actinopteri; Atheriniformes; Melanotaeniidae. Gene Ontology annotation, biological process: homophilic cell-cell adhesion. Gene Ontology annotation, molecular function: calcium ion binding. The record is from RefSeq and is a predicted model, not a curated record. Bases 133 to 13230 code for a protein of 4365 amino acids. Gene Ontology annotation, cellular component: plasma membrane; cell-cell junction. The transcript has 29 exons.